Messenger RNA from Tribolium madens (black flour beetle), 1622 nucleotides. Its product is annotated as bestrophin-4. The coding region runs from base 72 to 1580 and encodes 502 amino acids. Lineage: Eukaryota; Metazoa; Arthropoda; Insecta; Coleoptera; Tenebrionidae. The record is from RefSeq and is a predicted model, not a curated record. The transcript has 5 exons. Gene Ontology annotation, molecular function: chloride channel activity.
UAUGAGUUAGAAAAGGUGAUAAGAGUAGGAGUUGAUAAGAAAACUGUGAUUUAGUAAGUAGUUAAACAAAUAUGACUGUGACGUAUACGAAAGAAGUUGCAACUUGUCGUGGCUUCUCCUGCUUUUUAAAAUUAUUACUAAAAUGGAAGGGAAGUAUUUACAAACUUGUCUACAAAGAAUUGCUAGUUUUCUUGUUUAUUUAUUACUUCUUAAAUCUCACGUAUAGAUACAUCUUGGGCCCGAUCGGUCGUGAAAUGUUUAUCCAAAUCGUUCAGUAUUGUAACGCCAGCACGAAUUACAUCCCCCUUUCUUUCGUUUUGGGAUUUUAUGUUUCGAUCGUAAUGGCCCGUUGGUGGGACCAGUACCGUUCAAUUCCCUUCCCGGACUCUACCGCAGUCUACGUGAGCGCGACAAUUCACGGCCAAGACGAACGCGGCCGAGUCAUGCGACGAACAAUAAUGCGUUACGUUUGUCUCUCUGUCACAAUGCUCUUCUCCAAUAUUUCCCCCAAAGUAAAAAAACGAUUCCCAACUCUGGAUCAUUUGCUGAAAGCUGGUUUGCUUGAAGAGAGCGAGAAGAAAGUGAUCCAAGGAUUGAACCAGAAGUUUCCUUCUUAUUCCAAACACUGGCUGCCACUAGUUUGGGCUUCGAGCAUCGUGACGCGAGCUCGCAAAGAAGGCCGGAUUCGGGACGAUUUCGCCGUCAAGACGAUGCUUGACGAAAUCAAUGCGUUUCGCGGAAAAUGCGGGAUUUUGAUCAAUUAUGACAGGAUUAGCAUUCCGCUGGUUUACACCCAAGUGGUCACUUUGGCUGUUUACACUUAUUUCCUCUCGGCUUUAAUGGGACACCAGUGUGUCGCAGGACACGGAUAUGUUUUUGACAGUUAUUUCCCCCUUUUCACACUCUUGCAGUUCUUUUUCUAUAUGGGGUGGUUGAAAGUUGCCGAAACUCUGAUCAACCCUUUCGGAGAUGACGACGAUGACUUUGAACUCAACUGGAUGGUUGACAGGAAUUUGCAGAUUUCGUAUUUAAUCGUCGACGAAAUGCAUCAUGAACACCCGGAGUUGAUCAAAGACCAUUAUUGGGACCAAGUUCUCCCGGAGGAAUUGCCCUACACCCCGGAAACCGAACAGUACCGCGAAAUGCACCCUUUACCCUCCACGGCGAAUUUAAUGUCAAAACACGAGGACGAUCUCAUUGGAGGUUCCUCGUACCGAAUCUACGCUUCGUCCAACAACUUGAGGAAAAGAUCAAAUUCGGUUGUAAGUCUUUUACGCAAAAUUGUGAGAAGUGACAGUACUUCGAACGAUUCGGAACAAGAAAUGUGGGAGACAAUACCAAAGAAAAAACUCGAGGAGGUCAUUGAAGAAGUCGACGAGCAACUGACGAUCAUGUCUUUGCGCGAUAAUGACCAAAAGCGGCCCCACAUUCAGGAUAUUUUUAAACAAACUCAACCUCUCGACAGUUCCCAAAACGCAGCUCCCUCAUUCGACUCGUUAAAGCAAAAGCGAGAAGAAGAAAGAUUACGGAGAUUCAGGCGUAAUUUGGCACACUAUCUCGAGCAAAAGGACUCAACGUGACCAAUUUUGAUAAUUAAAUAAAUUAAAUUAAGUUCAAGUAAA